Ogataea parapolymorpha DL-1 is the source of this 978-nucleotide messenger RNA. RefSeq lists its product as uncharacterized. The transcript has a single exon. Gene Ontology annotation, cellular component: mitochondrial inner membrane. Bases 1 to 978 code for a protein of 325 amino acids. The record is from RefSeq and is a predicted model, not a curated record. Lineage: Eukaryota; Fungi; Ascomycota; Pichiomycetes; Pichiales; Pichiaceae. Gene Ontology annotation, biological process: potassium ion transport; proton transmembrane transport.
AUGGUAUAUACUGGAAGAAUCUCUUUCAGGCCGUACCAUUCACUGGUGGAACGCAUCAAAUCGGAGGUUCAGGCUCAUCCAAUUUAUAUCGUCUGUUUACCUAUCACGACCAAGAAAUCAUUUUUCUUCUGCCAGUACACUCCAAAGGCCUUACCCAACGGCAAGGAAGGGAUGGAUACAAAGCUAGUCAACUGGGCAGCGAGAGCAUGGAAUAAACUUGAAAGGUCCGAAAAUAGAAUCAACAAAUCAAUUGUGAGUCUUAUGCAUCGUCUUCUAAAUGAAAUACCGUGGAUGGAGACGUGCUUUAGGUCCAUACCGUCGCAAAACAAAAUUACUCGAUAUCUCAAAGAUUACCAGAAACCAGACGAGAAAACAGACAGGACAUCAGACCAGGAUCGCAAAGUGCAUCCAGGAUUGGUGACCCAAUUAGACAUUUCUCCGGAGGAACUGGAGCAAAUACCUUUAUACUACCCAUCGUUGUUGCUCUCUAGCGAGCAAAUCACUAACGAACUUCGAUCAGAGAUCCAAAAAGGUCACGAGUACCAUAAAAAGUACCUGCUUGUGAAUCUCUUACUGCUGCCACUAACAAUUCCUUUUGCAUUGAUCCCACUGAUACCCAACGUUCCUGGAUUCUACCUUGCUUAUCGAUCGUACUGUCAUUUGACGGCAUUGAAUGGAGUGAAGCAUCUUCGUUUUCUGCUGGACCUAAAAGGUGGCGAGGAGCACCAUCUUCAGAUGAUCGGUUUACAAGAUGCACACAACCUUUUCAUCGAGUCCACAGAUGAAACUACAAGAUCCAAUGUGCUUGAACACAUUAAAAAGGGUGAUUUGAAAGAAAAGCUAUUGCUCGAUGAAAGCUCCAUCACGAACAUUUGCAAGGCUUUUGGAAUUGAGAAAUUUGAGCCCAACUUGCAUGUCGCACUGUAUCAGGAACGUAAAAGGCUGAGCCAGGAAGGUCUUGAGCCCUCUAGAGAUUAG